Psilocybe cubensis is the source of this 441-nucleotide messenger RNA. RefSeq lists its product as uncharacterized. Lineage: Eukaryota; Fungi; Basidiomycota; Agaricomycetes; Agaricales; Agrocybaceae. The transcript has 4 exons. The coding region runs from base 1 to 441 and encodes 146 amino acids. Gene Ontology annotation, molecular function: hydrolase activity. The record is from RefSeq and is a predicted model, not a curated record.
AUGGUUACUCCUGCUAACCAACCUACCCAGUUCAUACAUCUUCUGAAGGAAAAGAAGGGAUAUGAAAAGAUUGGAACAGUGGGUUAUUGCUUCGGAGGUGCUACUUGUGUUCGCAUAGGAGGAUCAGGCCUCGUCGACAGUGUUGUUGUUGCUCACCCAGGACCUUUCUCAAUAAGUCAAGUCAGGGCCAUAAAAGUCCCUACCGCAUGGGUAUGUGCAGAAGAUGAUAUGACGUUCUCAAAAUCCUUCCGUUCGGAGUGUGAAGCUCACCUUGCUGGGAGAAAGGGCAAGGAAAACUUCGUGGAAUAUGAAUUUAAAGAGUACAAGGGAACAACCCAUGGCUUUGCCUCCCGCCCGAAUCUUGCUAUCCCAGAGAUACGAGAGGCACAUCAAGCUGCUCUUGACCAAACUAUCGAAUGGUUCAAGAAGACUCUGAUUUGA